AUGGCCUCUCAAUCGAAGAUCGAGACAAACACACGAGAAGUCCCAAGUCUGAAGCUGAGGGGACGUGAUACUGAGGAAGAGAUACCCAACUGGCUCGUAGAACUUCACACAAAGGGAUGGACAGUCGUACCUCAGACAAUACCCGAAGAAAAAGCUCUAGCAUAUGCUGAGAAGGCAUAUCAAUGGCUUGAAAGUUGGAACCUUGGAUUCGACAGGCAUAAUUCAAAUACUCGGAAUGCAGCACAUGUCCCUUUCCACACGCGUGGAGGGCUGUACAAUAGAUACGGUAUUGGCCAGGAGCAAUUUAUGUGGGACCUGAGAUCGGAACCUGGGCUCAUAGACAAAUUUGAAAAGGUCUGGGGAACUAGAGAACUGCUCGUGUCUUAUGACGGCAUGAACCUAUCUAUCCCCGAAAAAGAGCGAGAAAAAACAGAUCCCAUUUUUGCACCGUGGGCUCAUGUAGACCAAUCACCCCUCAACAGUGAAUUUAGCUGUGUCCAGGGCAUACUAAAUCUCCUCCCGAAUGGGUCUCAGGACGGAGGACUUACGGUGUUUGAGGGGUCUAGCGCCCUUUACACUGAAUUAUGGAAGCAGUUUGAUCACAAGAAAGCAGAGAACGGCUGGAAUCCUGAGGCAUUCCAAUUCAUUGAUGAUGAAAUGGCUCAGUGGCUGGAAUCUAAGGGUUGCAAAUGGAUUAAAGUGUGCGCUGAUCCUGGAGAUUUGUUGUUAUGGGAUUCGAGGUGUAUUCAUUAUGGUGCUGUGCCGUCGUCUACUAACGACCGUUUUGCUGCUUACGUCUGUUACAAACCCGCAUCCAGUGUUAUAGAGGAAGACAAAAAGAAGCGCCUCGAUGCCUUCAAAAAUGGACAAAACACUACCCACGAUCCUGCCAGCUUCCUAGUCAAGGAGCGUCUUCCGCCAGCAGAGCAUCCCUCGUACGAGGCUGCAACCAAGAGGUCAUUCAUAAAGCCGAUGCUGUCUAAGCGAGGUAGAGAAAUAGCCGGCCUUGACUCAUAUUGA
Messenger RNA from Talaromyces amestolkiae, 1020 nucleotides. RefSeq lists its product as uncharacterized. The coding region runs from base 1 to 1020 and encodes 339 amino acids. NCBI's taxonomy places the organism in Eukaryota, Fungi, Ascomycota, Eurotiomycetes, Eurotiales, Trichocomaceae. The record is from RefSeq and is a predicted model, not a curated record. The transcript has 6 exons.